AUGACACACGUGCUACAGGAUGACCGUCAUGCAGUUCCACGCGUGAGAAGAUCUCGAUUUGGAUUGCGAUGUUGGCUACCAGGUUGUAAAACAUUCGAUGAUGAAGCAGCACAGAUGAAUUUUCCAAGCGUAAUACAAUUUCAUUUGAUCUUGCAGCAUGUUACAAGAAGCGGACGCCCGGAAAUAAAUACGUAG
Amoebophrya sp. A25 is the source of this 195-nucleotide messenger RNA. Lineage: Eukaryota; Dinophyceae; Syndiniales; Amoebophryaceae. The record is from the annotation of a GenBank genome assembly.